This is a messenger RNA of Cheilinus undulatus (humphead wrasse), 570 nucleotides long. RefSeq names its product ATG12 autophagy related 12 homolog (S. cerevisiae) (gene atg12). Gene Ontology annotation, cellular component: phagophore assembly site membrane; Atg12-Atg5-Atg16 complex; cytoplasm. The transcript is spliced from 4 exons. NCBI's taxonomy places the organism in Eukaryota, Metazoa, Chordata, Actinopteri, Labriformes, Labridae. Gene Ontology annotation, biological process: autophagosome assembly; nucleophagy; C-terminal protein lipidation. The record is from RefSeq and is a predicted model, not a curated record. Bases 12 to 416 code for a protein of 134 amino acids.
GCCAAAUCACUAUGCUUGGUUUGGUAGGUGGGACCAAAAUAGCUCAAAGUGGUCACCUGAAGAUGUCUGACAAUGCAGAGUCUCCGACAGAAACACAAAAAGAGGAGUCACAGCCAACUUCAGACGACUCGUCGACUAACGAUGAAAAGAAAAAAAUUGAUGUGUUACUGAAAGCAGUGGGAGACACUCCUAUAAUGAAAACAAAGAAGUGGGCUGUGGACAGAGGAAGAACGGUCCAGUCCCUGGCUCAGUUUAUCUCUCGCUUUCUCAAACUUGAUGCAAGUGAACAACUGUUUAUAUAUGUAAACCAAUCUUUUGCCCCAUCACCAGACCAAGAUGUUGGAGUCCUCUUUGAUUGUUUUGGCAGUGAUGGCAAACUUGUUCUACAUUACUGUAAAUCACAGGCCUGGGGUUGAACUGUUUUCUUCUUCUGUUUCAUCUCCAUCUACAUUUAAGGCCGCCCCAUCUGUCUUAAGAAUAUUCUCCAAUAAUACACAUGAUGUUUUUUUUUUCUUUUUUUUUUUUUCUUUUUUAAUGUAUAUACAUAGUGUAAAUAAAUUAUUGUGACAA